AUGGACCCCACAAACGACCCUAACUUCACGCCCCCCUCGUUGAAUAGAAAUAUCGAGCCCCCAGCCCAUUCAGACAAAAUCCCCCACAACUUACCCAUCCAACCACUAGUUUUGGCCGAUUUGGGAAGCGAAGUCGACGCGCCAACGCCCCAUCCACUGGCCGUAGGCGCCCCGGAAAAGGAAAGAGAAUCCCACCGCUUCCACCUGAAGAUUCCUCGCAAACACACCGAUUUGAUGAACUCGUCGAGCGACGAAGAAAAAGAAGUGAAGAUCUUGCCCCCAACCAUCAAAGUGAAGCUGUCGCAGAUCGCCGACUUGGAAGAAGUGCCCCACGGCGUCCAGAGGCAGGCGAAAACGCUCGAUCAAUACGAAUUCCCAUGCCACAGGCUCGCCACCACGCUUUCAGAUGACUCCAAGUACCCGUUGGUGAUUGUCGCGUGUGGGCUGUUUCUGCCAAUCACGUACCUCCAUUUGAGAAUGUUCGAGAUGGCGUUGGACGCCAUCACCGAGCAGACGCGUUUCGAAGUCGUGGGCGGGUACUAUUCGCCCGUUUCAGAUAACUACAAGAAGCAAGGGUUGGCGCCCAGCCACCACCGCGUGAGGAUGUGUGAGUUGGCGUGCGAGAGAACGUCGCUGUGGCUCAUGGUGGACGCGUGGGAGCUGUUGCAGCCGAAAUACACCCGCACGGCGUUGGUGUUGGACCAUUUCAACGAGGAGAUCAACAUCAAGAGAGGAGGCAUCCGAACGCAGCUGGGGGAGAAGCGCGGGGUCAAGAUCAUGCUUUUGGCCGGCGGCGACUUGAUUGAGCUGAUGGGCGAGCCCGAUGUGUGGGCAGACACGGAUUUGCACCAUAUUUUGGGCAAGUACGGGUGCUUGAUAGUGGAGAGAACGGGUUCUGACGUGAGAAGCUUCUUGUUGAGCCACGAUAUCAUGUACGAGCACCGCCGUAACGUGUUGGUGAUCAAGCAGCUCAUUUACAACGAUAUCUCGUCGACGAAGAUCCGCUUGUUUGUCAGACGAGGCAUGUCGGUCCAGUACUUGUUGCCCAACUCGGUGAUACGGUACAUUCAGGAACACAAGUUGUAUGUCAAUGACACAGAGCCCGUGAAACAGGUGAUGAGCGACAAGGCCGAUUGA
Molecule: messenger RNA, 1137 nt
Organism: Candidozyma auris
Lineage: Eukaryota; Fungi; Ascomycota; Pichiomycetes; Serinales; Metschnikowiaceae
Product: nicotinamide-nucleotide adenylyltransferase
Exons: 1
Coding region: 1-1137 (378 amino acids)
Biological process (GO): NAD+ biosynthetic process
Molecular function (GO): nicotinate-nucleotide adenylyltransferase activity; nicotinamide-nucleotide adenylyltransferase activity
Source: RefSeq, a predicted model, not a curated record